GAAAAAAAUGGCAGGUAAAAUAUAAUCUGAGUCUUUAGAUCAAAUGGAAGAGAGAGCUUAGAGAAUUUUCGGAAAGCUAUAAUCAAUAUAGAACAAUGUUGAAGGGGAGAAAUAAUAAAAAUUCAAAUUAAUAUUGGGAUAUUUGUAGAGUGUUGAAUCCGCAAUUGAAGAUGUUUAAUAAUAGAAAAAUUAAAAGUUUUUAGAUAUUGCAGAAAAAGUAUUAAUUUAAUUGAAUCAAGUUAUAAAGAUUGAAAUCAAUGUUAGACACAGAAAAGGAGGCUAGAGAUUAAAUCAAUGAAAAAAUGAAAAAAGAAAUAUUAUCAGUUGAAAAGAAUUGUAAAACUCUUUUGAAUAGUUUCAGCAAAGAAAGAUUGGAAACUGAGAAGAGAGUGUUUUAAAAUCUUUCUUAAUAGGUUGAUUAAUUAUCAACAGAAAUUUAAAAAGAAUUUCAUUAAAAGUCUGAGACUUAAAAUAAAUUAUUAGAAAUCUAAAAUGGUAUAAAUUCUAAGUAAUAAAAUAGAGUAAAUCCCUUAAUUCUACUAAGAAAUAGAAUAAGAGAUUAGAAUAAGAGAGGAAAUUGAAGAAAAAAUUGCCCAAUAAUUUAAUGAGUAAUUGGAUGAACUCAAAAGAAUUUUUGAUAGUCAAUAAAAGUAAAGAGAAUAAAGAGAAGAGGAAAUCAUUGGAAUUUUAAAGAAGAUUUACUAGAAUGCCUAUGAUGCAUGCAAAAGGAAUAGAGCUGACAGAGAAAGAAAUGAAGAAUUAUUAGUUAAAUUAGUUGAAUAAGUAGUUGAAAAAAUUAAAAGAGAAAUAGUUGAUUCUGAUUUUUGA
Molecule: messenger RNA, 828 nt
Organism: Paramecium octaurelia
Lineage: Eukaryota; Ciliophora; Oligohymenophorea; Peniculida; Parameciidae
Source: the annotation of a GenBank genome assembly